Notolabrus celidotus (New Zealand spotty) is the source of this 3617-nucleotide messenger RNA. Its product is annotated as proline-rich extensin-like protein EPR1. Bases 147 to 3065 code for a protein of 972 amino acids. The record is from RefSeq and is a predicted model, not a curated record. The transcript has 9 exons. NCBI's taxonomy places the organism in Eukaryota, Metazoa, Chordata, Actinopteri, Labriformes, Labridae. Gene Ontology annotation, biological process: inner mitochondrial membrane organization. Gene Ontology annotation, cellular component: mitochondrion; MICOS complex.
UGUUGGCACGUGGGGGUGGGAGUGACAGACAGUUGCAGCAGCACGAGUUGAUAACAGUGAGCAGCAUUUAAUCCACGUUGUGUGGAUUAAACAUCUCACACAGCAAACACAGAGCUGGUUUGAGGUGUGUCUCGGCAGCUGUGUGGAUGGGGGGAAACAGCCCGAGUCAUUUCUCCCUCGAGGAGGGGGAAAACGGAGGAGUAACGUUUGUGAAGGGCAUUAGGCUGUCGGACAAAGUCAUCAACCGGAUGAAGGAGUCGGGAAAGGCCACCUGUCCCAGUUUCACACAGAUAGAAAGUCCUCCUCCACCUGUAAACCAAACCUCCACCCCAGUCCCUGCCCCCUCUGUGGAACACCUGAUACCUCUUCUGACACCUCCGCCUGCUCUAUUCACCACUCCUCAAGAAGCCCCAUCCUCAGCUCCAUCAGUGGAGCAUGCUCCCCCCGUAAAACUCGUCCCUCCUCCACCUGUAAAGUUUCACUCCCUUCCUCUGCCUUCUUCUGGGGAGCCAUCAGCCCCGCCUCCACCUGCAGAGCCAAAAGGUUCACCUGUUGCUGACCCUGUUGUCUCAGCCCCCCUUCCACUGCUACCUUUAACUACUCCACAAGUAGAGGCAAUGGUGGAGCCUCCUCCACCGGCUGUUGCAGAGCCAGUAAUCGUGACUCCGGUUGAAUCCUUUACAACACCUCAUGUUGAGCAAGAAACUCCACCUGCACCAACCAUAAUCGAAACCAUUGCCCCAUAUCCACCCAUAGAGUUGAUUCCUGUAGAUGUACCUGAGCCUGUAGCUCCGUCUAUGCCCUCUGAUCUUGUGAUAGAAACACCUCCAUCUGCUAUCGAAGCUGUUGUAGCUCCCUCUGUUGACCUUGUUGUCCCACCUCUGCCUGUUGAGCCAUCUCCAGUUGCUAUAGCUCCACCUGAACCAAUUGCUCCAUCUUUGCCCUCUGAACCAACACCUCCAUCUGUUAUCGAAGCUGUUGUAGCUCCUUCUGUAGAACCUGUUGUCCUCCCUCCACCUGUUGAGUCAGCACCAAUUGCUGUAACUCCACCUGAACCAUUAGCUCCAUUGCUGCUCUCUGAACCAACACCACCAUCUGCUAUAGAGCCUGUUGUAGCUCCUUCAGUAGAAGCUGUUGUCCUCCCUCCACCUGUUGAGUCAGCUCCAAUUGCUGUAACUCCACCUGAACCUCUGGCUCCAUUUUUGCUCUCUGAACUCACACCUCCAUCUGCUAUCGAACCUGUUGUAGCUCCUAGUGUAGAACCUGUUGUCCUCCCUCCACCCGUUGAGUCAGCUCCAAUUGCUGUAGCUCCACCAGAACCAUUAGCUCCAUCUUUGCCCUCUGAACCAACAUCUUCAUCUGCUAUCGAACCUGUUGUAGCUCCUAGUGUAGAACCUGUUGUCCUCCCUCCACCCGUUGAGUCAGCACCAAUUGCUGCAACUCCACCUGAACCUCUAGCUCCAUCUUUGCCCUCUGAACCAACGCCUCCAACUGCUAUCGAACCUCCUGCUGCUCUGUCAUUUGAACCUGUUGUCCUACCCCCACCUGUUGAGUCCCCCCCAGCCGAUGUAACUCCAAUUGAACCAUUAGCUUCAUCUUUGCCCUCUGAACCUACGACUCCAACUGCGAUCGAACCUGUUGUUGCUCCUUCAGUCGAAACUGUUGUCCUACCUCCACCUCUGGCCGCUGUAGCUGCACCUGAACCUGAACCUAUAGCUCCAUCUCUGACCUCUGAACUUGUGACUCCAGCACCUCCAAAUGCUAUUGAAGUAGCACCUGUGGCUCCCUCUAUUGAACCUGUUGUACUUCCUCCACCUGUGGAAACUCCCCCAGCAUCAGCAGCUUCACCCGAAAUUUUGGCCCCAUCCCCACCCUCUGAAAUUGAGACACCAACACCUCCAAUGAUUAUUGAACCUGCUGCCGUUGCUCCUUCUGUUGAAACUCUUGAGCCUCUUGUCCUGUCUACACCACCCGUGGAAACAGUCCCAUCACCCGCUGUUGAAUCUAUACCAGUUGAACCAAUAACUCCACCCUCUCCCGCAGAUACAACUCCAGUUGAAGCUGCAGUUAUACCCCCUCCCGAAGAAACUAGCUUUGUUGAGCCUGUUGUUCUUCCUGUUGUGGUUGAAGAAGUCCCUCUAGUCAUGGCCCCAGUUGUUGAAGCACCACCUCCAUGUGAGCUUGUUCCACCUUCACCUCCUCCAGAAUCAGUGGCAGCGUUUGACCCUUUGCCAGAGUUUUCUCCUCCACCCUGUCCCUCUGUGGAGCUGGCCGUCGUUCCUGCUCAUGCACCUGUAAGUGAGCCCUUCGUAGAGCCUCAGGCACCACCUCCACCUGAACCAGCUCCACCUGUGGAGGAGCCCAGGGUGAUUCCAACUCUGCCCCCUGUAAUUGAAGAUGAAGUACCUGUUGUCGCCUCAGUGCCUCCACCUGCACCAGCUCUGUCUCUGUCUCCUGAAGAGGUGGAGCAGAAGUUGAGGCAGAGGAUCAAGGGGGACCUGCAGAGGAGUCUAGAGGAGGAAAUCAACCUCAGGAGACAGGAGCUGCAGAGACAGCUGGAGGAGAUGAGGGCUCAGGCUGCAUCAGAUGCCAAAGCAGCAGCCCAGGCUCAGGUAGAGGAGCAGGUGAAGAAGGCACUGGAUGCGGAGAAACCAGGGUACUUGGAGAACCUGAAGGAGUCCAUCAUGAGGGAGCGCAUGAAGACAGAGGAUCAGAGGCUCAUGGUGCAGCUUUACUGGAUGGAGGUGAAGGCUCAUCAGCUGGAGAAGAGGGAGACAGCUUUGAGGAAGCGAGACGCUCUCUACAAGGAGCACAUCACGAAACUUGAAGCAAAGUGUACUGAGUUUUAUAAAGUGACUGCUGAGAGCUACGAGAAGGGCAAAGAAGAUACUCACAAUCGUUUUAAGCGCACUAAUAUCCAGCCAUUGUGUGGAGACCUGCAGAGUCAGAUUUUAAAAUGCUACAAGGAGAACACAGGGAAGACUCUGUCCUGCUCCAGCAUUGCCUCUGCCUACAUGCAGUGUGUGGAUAAUGCCAAGAAGAAUAAAUUAAGCCCUGGAGGUUAAUAGGGACCACGUGACGAGGACGUUGACGUCUGUCAGCUUUACUGAUUCUGGAGAAUCAACCACAGCCUUUACUGGAAGAGGAACACUUCACAUACUCUCACACUGGUCUGGUUACAGUGUCAAAAGCAUUAGCAGCUUAGUCUUUCACUUUGGUGCCAUGUUUGAGACCUCACCGGUUCUUGGGAUCACUUUUAAACCAAAUGUGCCACAACACUAACAGAUGGGUCAUUGCAUUUUAAGAGCUUGUGUUUGUAAAUGAGGCAAAUUGCAAUGACUGCACCGAAGAUUUAAGUUUGUCAUGAGUGGUUGGUUGAGUCACUGUCAGGUAUUUUGUAUGGCAUAUAUACUUUACGCUGAGUGAGCUCAGUUUAUUAUUAUGUAUGUGUGCCUUUGAAGCUCUGAAAGUUCAUUAUCUGAUUGCAGAUGCAUGAAAGAACACUAUCCUAUAUACCAGUAUGCGUUUUAGGUUAUUGUACUGUACAUAUAAUAUUUCAGGGGUGAUUUCUGCUGCAUGCAAAAAAGUAAAUUAAAUAAACCAGUUUCAAACUUUAA